Messenger RNA from Crotalus tigris (Tiger rattlesnake), 588 nucleotides. RefSeq names its product olfactory receptor 6M1-like. Gene Ontology annotation, cellular component: membrane. NCBI's taxonomy places the organism in Eukaryota, Metazoa, Chordata, Lepidosauria, Squamata, Viperidae. Bases 1 to 588 code for a protein of 195 amino acids. The transcript has a single exon. Gene Ontology annotation, biological process: G protein-coupled receptor signaling pathway. The record is from RefSeq and is a predicted model, not a curated record. Gene Ontology annotation, molecular function: olfactory receptor activity.
AUGGCCUUUGACCGCCACAUUGCUAUCUGUCAUCCGUUGCGCUACACAAUCAUCAUGAAUGGACGGGUUUGUGUGAAUUUGAUAUUGGUGUGCUGGAUUGGUGCUUUCAUGAAUAAUUUUGGCCCCAUUGUUCUCCUGAGCCAACUGUCCUUCUGCAGCUCUAACGUUAUUGAUCAUUUCUUCUGUGACUAUGCUCCACUGAUAAAGCUUUCUUGCAAUGAUGUAGAUACUCUCCUGACUCUGGAAUCUACCCUCUCUCCUCUGGUGUUACUCAGCUCUUUCUGUGUAAAUGUCGUCUCUUAUCUCUACAUAGUUGUGACUGUCUUGAGCAUGCAGAUCAGUGGCAACCGUGGGAAGACUUUUUCAACCUGUGCCUCUCAUCUAACAGUCGCUUCCAUCUUCUAUGGCAGUGCCAUCUUCAUGUACUCUUUGCCCAGCAAGGGUCAUUCUCGGGAUGCCCAGAAAGCUGUGGCAGUUCUAACUGCUGUGGUCACCCCAUUACUGAACCCUUUUAUUUACACUUUCAGGAAUGAGAAGGUCAAAGAUGCUUUCCGAGACUGUUUGCAAAGGCACAAACGUAUUUUGUGA